This is a messenger RNA of Fusarium coffeatum, 585 nucleotides long. RefSeq lists its product as uncharacterized. The transcript has 2 exons. The coding region runs from base 1 to 585 and encodes 194 amino acids. The record is from RefSeq and is a predicted model, not a curated record. NCBI's taxonomy places the organism in Eukaryota, Fungi, Ascomycota, Sordariomycetes, Hypocreales, Nectriaceae.
AUGAAGUUCUCUCUCGUCGCAAUCGCUCUCAGCACCCUCGCUGCUGCCUCUCCCACUCCUGACAUGGAGCACGAGAAGCGCACCCUUGGCCUCCUCAAGCCCAAGAGCAGCGGUGUUCCCUUCACUUUCACUUCUACCUGGGAAGUCCAUGCUACUCCUGACCAAGUUGUCAACUCCGACAACGAGUUCACUGGCGGGCUCAAGGGAAGCAAGGGUCUCUUCAAGUUCGGCAUCAACUCCCACGAGGAUAUCAUCUGUUACAACAUCACCCUCUACGGCUUCCGUGGAGACUACGAGUCUCCCGCCGACACUGCCACUCACAUCCACGAGGCUCCCAAGGGCAAGUCCGGACCUCCUCGUAUUGCCUUCCCUAACCCCGUCGGUGACGAGAAGAGCCGCAACGCUGUCGGCUGCCUCCAGGGACCCUUCCGCACUGGUGUCAUCGCUGACGGCCAGGACACUGGUGUCGGCUUCACGGUCGCUGAGAUCGAAAAGAACCCUUCCCAGUUCUUCGCCGACUCCCACUCCAGCCUUGCUGUCCCGGGUGCUUUCCGAGGACAGCUCAACACCGGCAGAGUCUGCUAG